AUGGCAAAUAAGAUCAACAAUGUAGCAAUAUCAAUUCUUGGAAAGCUAAAAGGUUUUAUUGUUAUCUACACUAAAUGUGGAAGGCGAGCCAUGCCAGUCAUGAUGAUGGGAUCUGCUGCAGUUUUUGUAGAUUGUGAUGAGGCUUGGAAGUUGCUUCUUGUCACAAAAAGAGGUUUGCUGUAUGUUUGGGAUCUUUUUAACAGGACUUGCAUUUUGCACGAGUCUUUAGCUUCUCUAGUUACAGCAAGGGAGGAGUCUUCAACAAAAGAUGCCGGUACCAUACGAGUUAUUUCUGCAAGAUUCUCCAGAUCAGGGUCACCUCUGGUUGUUCUUGCCACCCGUCAUGCCUUUCUGUUUGACAUGAGCAUGCUGUGCUGGCUAAGGAUAGCUGAUGAUUGCUUUCCAGCUUCAAAUUUUGCAAGUACCUUUAACUUGAGUUCUAUUCAAAGCGGUGAACUGGGGAAGUUGCAGGUUGAUGUUGGCAAAUUCUUGGCAAGAAAGCCAAGCUGGACAAGGGUGACAGAUGAUGGGACACAGACACGAGCACAUUUGGAGACACAGCUUGCUUCAUCUCUUGCUCUCAAGUCCCCUAAUGAAUAUCGCCAAUGCCUUUUAUCUUACGUUAGAUUUCUUGCAAGAGAAGCAGAUGAGUCUCGUCUUCGAGAAGUUUGUGAAAGUUUUCUUGGUCCUCCCACAGGAAUGGCAGAGUCUACGCCUACAGACCCAAAGAAUCCAGCAUGGGAUCCUUAUGUGCUAGGAAUGAAAAAGCACAAACUCCUCAGGGAAGAUAUUCUUCCGGCUAUUGCUUCAAACAGGAAGGUCCAAAGGCUGCUAAAUGAGUUCAUGGACCUACUCACUGAAUAUGAAACUAGUGAAGCUCAUACAGAUACUAUGGAUAUUGCUCCACAAACGUAAUGAUGCCAACCCAUGAUGAAGUUAGUCUUUGUAAUUUUGUAAGCAUCACCUCGCUUGACACCUGAGAAUUAUCAAUGUAACAUCGAUCUGCUGUCGAACUAUAGUCUAACCAUAUUGUCUACAGAAUAGUUGUGCUGAUAAUGUCAUCAAAAUGCUUGUAUUGUUUCCCUUCA
This is a messenger RNA of Zingiber officinale, 1088 nucleotides long. RefSeq names its product protein HIRA-like. NCBI's taxonomy places the organism in Eukaryota, Viridiplantae, Streptophyta, Magnoliopsida, Zingiberales, Zingiberaceae. Gene Ontology annotation, molecular function: nucleosome binding. Gene Ontology annotation, biological process: chromatin remodeling; DNA-templated transcription; regulation of DNA-templated transcription. Bases 1 to 915 code for a protein of 304 amino acids. The record is from RefSeq and is a predicted model, not a curated record. Gene Ontology annotation, cellular component: nucleus; HIR complex. The transcript has 7 exons.